Geosmithia morbida is the source of this 861-nucleotide messenger RNA. Its product is annotated as Iron-containing alcohol dehydrogenase. The record is from RefSeq and is a predicted model, not a curated record. Gene Ontology annotation, molecular function: metal ion binding; oxidoreductase activity. The transcript has a single exon. Bases 1 to 861 code for a protein of 286 amino acids. Lineage: Eukaryota; Fungi; Ascomycota; Sordariomycetes; Hypocreales; Bionectriaceae.
AUGCCCACGGCUCCCGUCGAACCCGUCGUUGCGACGCCUAGCGGCUCUGACGGCCCCCCGUCAUCUUCCGUGGCACCUUCAACCCUCGUGAUCCCAUCGUCGACAAGACACAAGAGCAGUAAGCGGUUCACACCAGCAUCCCGCACCGGUGCCUCGCAUGGUUCAGCAACGUCGCUGCGCCACAACUCGUCCUUGUCGCUGCUGUCGUCAUCGCCAUCGCCGCGGAUCGUUUUUGGCUCUGGCACCCUUGCCCGUCUGCCCACCGAGCUAGGUCGUCUCCGCCUCUCGUCGCCGCUUAUUGUUUCGAGUCCGUCGCGCACAAGUGUUGCCCACAGGGUCCUGACCCUGGCACCUAACUUCGACAUCUCCAUACUCGACUCAGCUGUCGGCAACAUGUCCCAGCGCGCUGUCCAAGAGGCCAUGGCUCGCAACUCCAAGCGCGACUGCGUCAUCAGUAUUGGCGGCACUUCUGCUGUCAAACUUGCCGGCGCUAUCGCCUCUGGAUAUAAUAUUCCUCACGUCUGCAUCCCCACAAGCUACAGUGGCUCCGAAGCGCCUCUCGUGAGCAGCGUACCUCACCGGCGAGGGUCUAAGAACCUUCGUCGGAAGGGGAGCCCGGUCACGAGUAGCGGGGCUAGUAGCAGUGGCAGUAGCAAGCGGAGUGGCAAGCGGAGCACUGCCAAUGCCGGCGCCGACUGUAACCAAAUGCCGGCCGUUGUCAUAUACGACGAGGAGCUUACCAGUACGGGCACUCCCAUGGUACUCUCCGCCCCCACCGGAUACAAGUCUGAAGAUAUGAGUGGUCGUGACUUGAAAGACGGUGAUUCCCAGUGGAGCUUUAUUCAGCUGCCGGGUGUCUAA